Molecule: messenger RNA, 1020 nt
Organism: Cyphellophora europaea CBS 101466
Lineage: Eukaryota; Fungi; Ascomycota; Eurotiomycetes; Chaetothyriales; Cyphellophoraceae
Exons: 1
Coding region: 1-1020 (339 amino acids)
Biological process (GO): protein N-linked glycosylation
Cellular component (GO): Golgi membrane
Molecular function (GO): glycosyltransferase activity
Source: RefSeq, a predicted model, not a curated record
AUGACCCACGGCAAACGUGUGUCCAAUUUGAAUUGGAUUCUCUUCGCCAUCUUGACCGUCCUGACAAUAGAGGCCUUGUUCAGACGGCACCAUGAAACCACCAGCAACACCAUCACCCAGAACAGCGUGUCGACUCAGUCGAGUCCUGCUGUACUCCAACACAGCCUUCAAUCACCAACACACUCCAAAGUGGGCAAACUCUUCAUGCAAUACGGACCACUGAACCCCAUGUACGAGCGCGCCCUAGCAACACACAUCCCACACAACGAACAGCACGGCUACCGCAUGUCCAUCCUCCGCCGUCCCACCGUCAAAUUUCUCUGGUCCAAACCGGCCUUCAUGCUCUCGCACAUCCUCCAAGAACUCGAGAAACCCGAGGCGCAGCGCCUCGAAUGGUUCUUCUGGUUCGACAGCGACAUGCUCCUCCUGAACCCCAACAUCCCUCUAGAAUCCUUCCUCCCGCCCCGCCAGCACUGGAAUCACAUCCGCGCCCUAGUCGUGCAGGACCGCAACGGCCUCAACACGGGCGCCUUCGCGCUGCGCGUCGACCGCUGGUCCGCCAUGUUCCUGGCCGCCACGCUCGCCACGCCACACGCACUCCCGCACCUCAAGCUCAAGUACAACGACCAGUCCGCCAUGGAGUACUGGCUGCAGAGCGACCUCUACCGCAACAGCACCAUGCACGUGCCCCAGCGCUGGCUCAACGCCUACCCGGGCCGCCGCGGCAACACGCCGGGGUUGCCCGCGGACCCGAACGCGCCGCAGUCCGCGGCCCAGAGACAGCCGUUUACCGUGCGCGAGGGGGAUUUGGCCGUGCAUUUCGCGGGUGGCGGGGACACGCGCGCGCCGCGCAUGCUGCCGUGGUUGGAUGUGGCGGAGCAGAGAUUAAAGAGGUGGGAGGUGGCGUGGAAUGAGACGACGUAUCCAGGGGAAAUCAGCGAGUUUUGGGAGCGGGAGGCCGGGGGGGAGUGGGAAAGGGUGGAGGCCAUGAGGGAGAAGUGUGGCUAUCAGUAUUCGUAG